Oncorhynchus kisutch (coho salmon) is the source of this 1162-nucleotide messenger RNA. RefSeq names its product G-protein coupled receptor 12-like. The transcript has a single exon. Lineage: Eukaryota; Metazoa; Chordata; Actinopteri; Salmoniformes; Salmonidae. Bases 11 to 1099 code for a protein of 362 amino acids. Gene Ontology annotation, biological process: G protein-coupled receptor signaling pathway. The record is from RefSeq and is a predicted model, not a curated record. Gene Ontology annotation, cellular component: membrane. Gene Ontology annotation, molecular function: G protein-coupled receptor activity.
GUGUGUUUGUAUGGAUGGAUUCACGUGUGCGUGUGUGAUCUCUUAUAAUAAUAGCGCGUGUGUUUCCAGACGGGCCAAAAUGAGCAACGACUACGAGGCAUCAGUCACCCCCAGCUGGCUGACAUCUGACCCCACUGUCUGGUCCAGCAGCAGAGACGGAUUCACAGAUAACGCCACUUACCCACCUAUGGGCUCCUUCCCCCCACUGCCCCCUCUCCUGGUCAAUCCCUGGGACAUCUUGCUGUGCUCCUCAGGCACCCUCAUCGCCUGUGAAAACGCCCUGGUGGUACUGGUGAUCUGGCAGAACCCGGCUCUGCGUGCCCCCAUGUUCCUGCUGAUCGGCAGCCUGGCCCUGGCUGACCUCCUGGCUGGUCUGGGCCUGGUGCUCCACUUCACCUUGGCCUACCUGCUGAGGUCUGACUCGGCCCAGCUGCUGACUGUUGGUCUGGUGGUGGCCUCCUUCUCAGCCUCCGUCUUCAGCCUGCUGGCCAUCACCAUAGACCGUUACCUGUCACUCUACUACGCCCUGACCUACAACUCAGAGCGCACUGCCGCCUUCACCUACACCAUGCUUGUCCUCCUCUGGGGCCUGUCUCUCUGUCUGGGCCUACUUCCCGUCACAGGGGUGAACUGCCUGGCAGAGGAGUCGACGUGCAGCGUGGUGCGCCCCCUGACUAAGAACAACGUGGCGGUGCUGUCCGUAUCCUUCCUCCUGCUGUUCGGCCUCAUGCUGCAGCUGUACGUGCAGAUCUGUAAGAUCGUCAUGCACCACGCCCACCAGAUCGCCUUGCAGCAUCACUUCCUGUCCGCCUCGCCCCACUACGUCACAACCAGGAAUGGCGUGUCCACGCUGGCCAUUAUCCUGGGAACGUUCGCCGCCUGCUGGAUGCCCUUCACCGUCUACUCACUAGUCGCCGACUACACGUACCCACCUCUCUACACAUACGCCACCCUGGUGCCCGCCACCUACAACUCAGUCAUCAACCCAGUGAUCUAUGCCUUCAGGAACCAGGACAUCCAGAAGGCUCUGUGGCUGGUGUGUUGUGGCUGUAUACCGGCCAGGGUGGCCCACAGGACCCGGACCCCUAGCCACGUCUGACCCAGACCCAGGUCCCGGGAGGGAAGGAGAGAGGUGCCCUGGGCAGAGGGAGGAAGGCAGACA